GCCCGCGUUGCAGUCUGUAGUGCAUUGCACGUCAACAAAUUAUUCACGAUCAACAAACGCACAGCAACGUCAACCUUUGCCAUCGACUCCAACUCCAGGCACUUAGUAGCAUUGAUGCUCCGCGACAAGUCUGUGGUGUAUAACAAGUAGUGACAUCGAGAAGAGACUCUUCAACCGCGAUUCUUUUCUCUUUACGCUACAGUUUAACGGUUUAAUUGGUAAUCGUUGGAGUACGAGUGUUAGUGAACAGGAAGAGGUUUUGGUGUUUUUUAGUCAUGAUGACGUGAAUCAGUUCUCGCGAUAUGGUAGUUGCUUAUCACUGAGAUAAUUGACCUCCAAUAUCAUAUCAGCUGCUUCCUAGAGUAACUACUGUACAAUUUGUGACGAUGUUUCUGGGAAUUCGAAGGAUCAUGUGAAUAAACAGAUUGAAGAGGAUGGCUAGUGGAGCCCGGCCUGGCUCCCUGGUACCUCCCAGAGUGAACGGAACGGCUUUUCCAGGUUUGGUCCUUCCUCCGGUGCACGAUGGUCCCCACGUUGAAAGCUGCACACACGUCGAUACGCACUACGACAUCAAAGUCGCUAUCGUUUUCGCCCUUUAUAUUAUUUUUGGAAUAUUAUAUACUUUUGUAGGAUACCGAUGCUUCAAAACCGUAAUGUUUCUGACAGGAUUUAUUUUUGCAUCCAGUAUAGUUUAUUUAAUUUGUCAACAAGGAGAUCUCAUGCCGACAUAUGGAAAUGAAGGUGUGUCGUUACUGGCCGGUGUCCUCUUCGGUCUGAUCACCAUGUUGGUGCAAUACGUGGGAUUGUUCAUGAGCGGUUUACAUACUGGCGUCUUAUUGGGACUUGCAGGACUCUUCACCGCUGACCACUUCGUGGAAACAUCACCCAAAGGAUCUGUCUGGUUGUGUGUAGGCGUAUUAUUAUGUUCGGCGCUGACAGUUGCUAUUUUUAAUUUAUAUUUUAGAAAAAGUCUCACAAUACUUGGCUCAAGUUUAUACGGUGGAGCGACACUAUCUAUAUCUAUUGAUUACUUCGUUGAAAAGUUGUCGAUGGUUUCUUGGCUGUGGCAAAGGGUGUCUCUGCGACCUGUUCAACCUCCACCAUGUUGGUUCUCCUGGAUAGUUCUCGGAGCUUGGCCCUCGUUCGUGCUCGCUGGAUUGAUCAUUCAGUUCGGAAUUACUGGAAGGGGCAUUCAUCAUGAUGAUGUGAAAGCCGGAAGAAAGAAGUCCAGAGCUGUGAACACGAGGGUUCUAACCAGAGCCGAGAGGGCUGAAAUGAAGCAGAAAAAGUAUAGAUACCUGUACCAAGUCCGUACUGCUCAUGGUGAUGUGAUAAGUCAGAAUUUUGUGCAGCAACUUCAAAAAAAGGAUAACAGUGAUAGUCAAGGUGAAUGUAGCACACUACAGUCCGAUGCCACCCAUCUCACAAUACUACCAGAUACUCAACUGGCAGCUUUGACGGAGAGCGAGGAUGACAGUCAGACAGAAAUAGCCGCCCGACGAUGAAAAAGAUUUUCGCCACAGAUUUCCUUUCCAUUUAUCAGAAAAUGCUUAGAUCGUUUUUAAAGUAUUUCAAGCUUUAAGACAAUAAGUAAAGUGAUGUUUUUGUUUCAUGUACUAGGUGUUUCAAAAUAAUCGUUAACAUGACUGAGUAUACCCACAAAACAAGAUGGUGUUUUGGAAUAGUAUGUACAAAAAGUCCAAAGUUGGGCGCCAAAAAGAUAUCGAAAGCGAGCGACUUGAUAGAAAUAUAAAUGAAUAAGUAAAAGUUAAUUAAAAAGAUAUACUAAAAGAGAUUUGACACAUUAUAUUCUGAAAGAAUUUCACAGGUUUUUUAUUAUUUUGGACAAUUCUGCUUCAUUAAUAAAGAUACCGUACAAUAACAUUGUCAUUCUCGUGUAUCUGAAUGUCUUUUGGGUUUAAGUUUUGUAAGUUAUUCUCGGUUUCAGGAAUUUCGGUUUUAGAUAUUGUCUGAGCAUCGUAUUUUAGUCUUCUCGUUGAUCUCAUUUAAUUAUUUAUUUCUUUUUUCUUUCUCUUUUUUUUUUUGGUCGAUAGAUAAUUUCAUUCCCAAAUACUAUGUUUCCAUCACAUGUUUAAUUCUUUUGUAAAAUUAUUUUCUCUUUAAUUGAGAAUAUGCAAUGCAUAAGAUCUACAAUCGAACUAUUUUAAUUUUUCGGCAAGUUGGUUUAGAUCUGCAUUAUUUUGGAUUAUCACUUUUACAUAGAUGAGUUUAUCAGUUUCUUUACAAUACAGAAGUUCCUUUAAAGUACAAAAAGAAUAAUACAGUAAUGGUCAACAGGAAAUAUGCUAUAUAGCACCUAUAAGGGUAGAUCAGUUUAAAAUAUGUCUAUUAAUCAUCAUGAAAAUCUAUUAAUUAUCAUUGCACCAUUAUGCGGUACUGAUAAUGACAAUAAACCAUACAGGUUUAACUUAAAAUUAACAACGGCCUGAACGGAGCCGGAAAGAUCGCAAAUGCUCUUAUUAAAAACAAAUCUAGUGAAGACCAUAAAUGAAGCGGCAUAAUAAAAACCAAGAUUUGUUUAAGUAGUAUCUGAUAGUUUGAAAUAUAGAAGAGGUAUCACCAGAAGCAAUAGUUAAUUUAAAAAAGUGCUAGUGAUGAUGAUUCCAUGUAUUUGUCAUAAAACAAAUUUCUGGACCAUAAUUGUCGAAAUUUAUUUUAGUGAUUGAAUCAAUGUAUUCUGAAUAGUCAUUUUAUCUGAAACUAUCCUUUUACCAAUGCUUUAAAAAUGGUUCUAGCAUGUUGCGUGUUUUGCCGUAUACCUUUGUUAAAAAACAUAUUGCCAAGAGUUGACAUUGGAUAGAGAUAUGAGAUUUUGAAGACAAAAUAAAAAUAGAGAAUGUUUAAGUUAAUAAAAGCAGUAAACUUACAUCUAAAUCAGAAUUUGUUGAUGAUAAAGAAAUCAAACGCCAGUUAUAAUUAAGUUUGGUGGUCAGAUUUUAAAAUAGCCUACUUAGUUGGCAAGUAAAUUCUGCUAAUGGAACAGUGACGAACGCAAGUUGUCUAAAUAGCAGAUAAUAAAGACUGACAACUAGUUAGUAGUAACUAACUAAAGGAGAAAAUAAAUCAUUUCGUGCAGUAGUUAGCUAUAAAUAGCUUUAAUUUACUCUAAGACUCUUUUAUCCUUCAUUCACAUUCUCAUUGAAUAAAAGUUACGCUGAGCAAGCUAGAGUGUAAGCAGGCAUUAUCAUCGUAUCUUAUUCUACUUAGGUUGGCUUGGAUGGUUCUUUGUUUUAUAUUAGGACAAUAAUCUGGAUCAUCUUGUCUAAACUUUACAAGAUACGCGGAAUGCUUGGACUAGCUAGAGUAAAGAUGAGAUAUUUAAGUCGAACAUUUUUUUUCUGCAGAGCUGCUUAACGUUUUGAAUCCAAAAUAUAAACAACUGCUUCAAUAGCUAAUAAAAAUAAUUUGCUGUACCUAAUUUUGAAUGAGAACAUUCUCUAUUUUUACCAUAACUUUUUUAACACUGACUAUAGUUAUUUUCUACAAUUAUGCCAACUGAUCUGCCGCAAGAGAUUACAGUAGGUAGAAUAACUGACGAAAAUAACACACAAUAAUCUGAAAAUGCAGAAAUGCAAUAAUUUUGAAAGUUUGUUGUUUUGUGGGCUGUCAGUUUUUUAUCGCGGGAAUUUUCAAAAACGUAUUCCUCCUAUUUAGUAUUCUAUAGUUACAGAAAACAGGUUGAUCUUAUAGUUGUAAUGUCACUACCAACAUUACGUUUUUAUUGUACUGAAGUGAAAUUGUAUGGCUUAUUUUCUUGGGUAAAUUAAAAUUACAAUUUUAUUAAAAUUUUAAGAUGUAAAAAACAUGUUUUAACAAAAAAUUGCAUCUUAAAAACUGAAGAGUUGACAAAGCCCCACUUACCUUCAGUCAGUUCUUCGGUUUGUGCUGAAAAGUUAAAAAUGUUUUAAACAAAUUUUCUAAAAAUAUAUUCCAAGCUCUCGGUCUAUAAAUGAUAGAAAAUAUAGAUACAGAGUAUUAAUUAUUUACUGCGUUGCAAGAUAUGUCGGUUGUAUUACCCCUGAUAUACUAAUAGAUUUUAAUACUUCACUGGUCGACAAAUACCUUUGAAGGUGGCAUUAGGAAAAUUUCAGCUUUGGUUAAUUUUCUUUCACAGAAAUAUCAAAAAUAAAAUUUAAAAAAAAAACAAGUGAAUAUACUUGUUUUUGUCAUAUACUUAAAUUGUAGUAUAUACGGGUCCAUUUAAUGACGAAUAAAUGGAUGAAACGCCUACGUAGAUAAAUACAAGAGAUAAACCAGAAAUUAAGAAAAACCAUAAAAGAUUACACAAAAACAUCUAACUCUUCCCUUUUUUACUUCUGGUCAGCGAGCGAAAUUGUUCGCCAGCUAAAGGUCCAAAAUCUCUACCUAGAGAUGACUUUCCAGCACCUAAACGGAAAAUAUGACCUCCAAGACAAUAUAAACGGAAGUAAAGUAAAAUAUUUCUCGAUGCUUGCGUCCAAAUGCUCCCUCCCGCUAUUUUUCUCUCUGCGCCCAUUGCGUUUUGAUGUUUCGUUCCAAUAUCAUGUUAAAAUUUAUUACUGAUUGACAGACAAUUCGUGGGGAUAAGUAAAAAUAGCGAUUCAUUUCGCUUUAAAGCAAUUGUAAAUCAACAAUUAAAAUAUGUUUCUUCUCUUCAAAGAUUUUAAGAUACAAUUCUAAAUGUUAAAUAAAACCUUGGAAAUUUUUAGGAUAAGUAUACAGUGGACAUUCAAAUAUGAAUUGAAAAAUUUGCUGUACCUACCUGGCAUUUUUCUAUAAAAAUUUUGUGUUCAAGAAAAAAACAUUACAGUUAUGUAUAUUGUUAUCCAUAUGCGUCCAGAUAACGAUAUACCUUCUAUUUAGAGCAACCAUUUAAAUAACUUGUUAACAGCACCUACUAGAUUCAGAUUGCAAUUUGCUUAAAUUUACGGUUCCACGCAAAAAUACCAAUAACAUGGAUAAGUUUUUGAAAAUAUCCUUAAUUUUGGGGGUAUGUUAGCGAUGGCUUAAGUAUUGGCAUAAAUUAAAUUACAGUACAUUCUAGUGCUAGAUCUGUGAUAACAGAAACCUAUGAAAUAGGUACAUUUUUAUAAACACACAUUUUAUUUUUUUUUACAUGCACGUCAUUUUGCUCUUAAGCUCUUAAAAUCGAAACAUACUUAUAUGGUAUAAACACAAUAUUUUUGGCGUUUUUUGUUGGCAUAAUAUCGUUCCAAAGAAAAAGUUCAGAAAUAUAAGCAGCAGCUGAUCAAAAAGUACAUUUAUUCACACAUGUCACAGAUUCCCGGAUGAUUUCUGAAUUAUUUUUUUUUUUUAUAAAUUUUGUCAAAAUACCCAUAGGUAAUUUUUAUACUUACCUAUAAAUUGUUUAUAUUUUGAUAGAAGCAUCAUUUGUUGACUAAAUUUAACUCUUAGAAACUUUUUGGUAAAAUAUCGAUCUUAAAUAUUGAUCUUAAAUCCACAAACAAGUUCCACAAAGCUAAACGAGUUACGGAAAGGACUAUAUUGUGAAUAAGUUCAAGAGAGAAAGUCAGAAAUGAAGAAAUUCGAAAAGAAACCCGAGUAAUGGACGUUCUUAAAAGUGGCUAAACUUAAGUGGCAAUAGGCUUGACAGCUUUGGAUAGGUAAAUAUAUAGUCUUUUGAUUUGGCGUGCUAGAUAAACAAAAUCAAGAUCCUAAGUAUCCUUAAAAACAAUUUGAAAGAGGGUCUAUAUAUGACAGAUGAUUGAAGACUAAAAAGAAAUUAUGAGGCAACUAGUGGCCUCACAGCUUCCUUUAUUUGUAGUAAGAAAAUCUUAAAGAUCUGAAGCAAUUAAAAAAUCAAGAAAUUUCUGUAUGUAUUUGUAUUGCUACCAUUAUGAGCGACAAGUUUAUGACACUGCUCCCGUUUAACAUGACCUUAUCGAAACCUUGAGUUGUUAUUUUAUCCAAUUUCAAAUUAAGCAUCACAUGAUGUAUAUCAAUAUUAUUUCUUCUUUUGUGAAGAUUAUUGCCAAUUUGAUAAAAACCAUUAUUGGUGUCAAACAUAUUGAAUAUAGCCAAAGACUUAAUGCUUCGCUUAGAUACCCCUUUUAUAUCCACAGGAUGUGACAAAAAUGUAUUACAAGAUAUUUUCCUUGCAAAAAAUACAUUCCAAAAUAAGCAUUUUUUGCCGUUUCCUUGUCACAGUCUGUAAAUAUACUGCCAAAAAAUUGUAACAAAUACCUGAUAGUAAAUCAAACUAUUAUAUACGGAUAUGUGUAGACUAUUUAUUAAAAAAGCCGUAGAACGUUCAGUAUCUACCAAAUAAUCACUCAAAAAGUAGUAGAAAUCUUUAAAGUCUUUCCUGAACAAGGUAAUUAUUUUUUCUGUUCAGAACUAAUGGAUACCGUAAAUACAGAACAUCGAAAGAUACGCUUUAAUAAAAUAAUAAUCCUAUAUUAAUAUAGGAGUUAAAACUUAUCUAAAUAGUUAUAUAAGUCUCCUUCGGCAUAUUCUGAGUUUAAUAUAGGUAUAAAUACCUUAAAAAUAUUAAAGAAUGCCAAUUUCAUUAAUUCUUUAAUGUCCAGAUUACACAUUUUCAAAUAGUUUUUAAAUUAAAACUUUCUAUCUUGAUGGCCGCCUUGUUAAAAUUACUUUUAUCUAUUUUGCCCUCAAUAAUCAAAAAUCUUUGACCCCUGGAAAGAGUAUAUGGUCUAAAUCUUGUUUUAAGUCUCUAAGUGUAAUUUUUUUAUUCCUAAUAUUUAGAUUUAGUUAAAAACUUAUUUCCCUAUUUUGUCUUUCUGAACCAAACAAAUUUUACGAAUUUUAACUAAGAAGUAAAGAAACAAAGUAUGAUGACUCUAUGAUCCGGUAACUCUAGGUAAAAAUAUGUCAUUUCGCGUACCUAACGUGACCUGACGAUAAUUGACAUUUGCUAUAAUAUGAGUCAAUGGGAUAAAGUGUUAAUAAUUUUUCAUUAAAUUUCAAAUAAAGUAUAUAAACUAUUAUCAAUUACCUGUGAAAUUGUAAUAGUACGCAUUAUUAAUAGAAGCAGUUCAAUAAUAAUGAAAACAAAAAAUUGUUUAUAAAUAAUGGCGUUGUUCAGUUUUCUUCUUCUAUGGAGAUUUGCUGUCACGUUGGUCCAAGUAACUUUGUUGACCGCUAAUCUGAAGAGUAUAAUAUAAGUCUUUCCAAUCCAUUAUUUAAGAUUGUUAUCUUUAGCAAUGUCUUCCAAAGUUCACAUUUACCCUCGAUAUUUCCCAAUGUUUUAAUACUGAUCAUAAACUACAUCCUCGAUGUAUUAUUGUUUUGCUUUUAGGAGAUUAUUUGGUAGUCCUGAGAUUUUUGAACGGCUGAGAAGAUCAAAGAUCUAUAAACGUUCGAAUAUUAAAAAAUCUUUUAACUUUGAACCAAAGGUUAGAAAUGAAUUAUGAAUUCAUUAUUAUUUUGUUGAAAUAUUUUUUUAUUAUAUAGCACAAGAAAUUAAAAUUUGCUCAUAACU
Molecule: messenger RNA, 7462 nt
Organism: Diabrotica balteata
Lineage: Eukaryota; Metazoa; Arthropoda; Insecta; Coleoptera; Chrysomelidae
Source: the annotation of a GenBank genome assembly